Molecule: messenger RNA, 2809 nt
Organism: Planococcus citri (citrus mealybug)
Lineage: Eukaryota; Metazoa; Arthropoda; Insecta; Hemiptera; Pseudococcidae
Product: U6 small nuclear RNA (adenine-(43)-N(6))-methyltransferase
Exons: 6
Coding region: 187-1641 (484 amino acids)
Biological process (GO): rRNA base methylation
Cellular component (GO): nucleus
Molecular function (GO): 23S rRNA (adenine(1618)-N(6))-methyltransferase activity
Source: RefSeq, a predicted model, not a curated record
ACAAAAAUUCUUUAUCAGUGAAUUUUGAGAUUUUUUUUCGAAAAAGGCGCUAACAAUUUUCCUUUGCGUUUUCCUCAUGGAAAAAGAGAAAAUAACCUAAUUCUUGCGUUAAAUUACGAUAUAUUAAUUCACAUACAGUCACUGUAAUCAUUUGCUGAAAAAAUAUUCCGUUCGAAUUCACACACGAUGUCGAUGAACAGAUUCAUGCAUCCUCGAAAUCUCUACAAAACACCGCCGAAUUUCAAAGAACUAGCGAUCAAGUAUCCGGAAUUCAGAGAAUAUGCUCGAAACAACCUGGAUGGAAGUGUUUGCUUUGAUUUUAAGAACUCCCAUGCACUUCGAUGUCUGAACACAAUUCUACUGAAGAAAGAUUUCAAUCUGGAUGUAUUCAUUCCGCCAGAUAAUCUUGUGCCUACUCUACCUCUACGUCUUAAUUACAUUUUAUGGCUGGAGGAUGUAUUGGAAUGGAAAGCAGGGACUGAUUCGUUGAUCAAAGGAAUCGAUAUUGGUACAGGAGCUACUUGUAUUUUCCCUCUCUUAGCAGCUAAGAACAAUGGCUGGAAAAUGAUCGGUACCGAAAUUAACGAAACUAGCGUAAACAUUGCUGUUGAAAAUAUCCGUAGAAAUUCACUCGAUCAUCUCAUUUCAAUUAAAACUGUCCCUGAUACUGUUUUUCUGGAUGGAGUAUUCGAUAAGAUGGAGACAUUUGAUUUCUGUAUGUGUAAUCCUCCGUUUUUCAGUUCUGAACAGGAUGUCGAUUCUACUCAAAAAUCACGCACAGCUAAUCGAAAAGAACCGAAUAAUUGUCGAACUGGCGUCUCCGAUGAAAUUAUUUCUCCCGGAGGUGAAGUUGAAUUUAUUCGGAAUAUUAUUCGUGAUAGUUUGAAGCUUCGUGAACGCAUAAAAAUUUAUACAACGAUGAUGGGCCAUAAAAGCUCGUUGGAGAUAUUAAUAAAAGACCUACAGAGUCACGGAUUAACCUACUCACAGACUAUGUUCUGUCAAGGGCAUACCAUAAGAUGGGCUCUGGCGUGGACAUUUUGCUCAAUAGAACUAAAGGACUAUCUUCCUGAUACUCACAAAAAAGUUAAACCCAUCACUUGGACCAUUGAUUCGAAAUAUAAUUUCAAAGGAUGCGUUGAACGAAUUCCAAAUUUAUUAACUGAUCUAAAUAUCCCGUUCAAAGAAAUAGAAUCGUUCAAAAAAAGAGCCAUGUGGAAAAUAACCGCCCACGAAAACACAUGGAGUGGUUCUCGACGAAGAAGACGCGAACGUCAGAGAAUAAAUAAAAUACUAAAUUCCGCCGAUAAUACCAAACCGGAAUCCAGCAUGGAAACUUCUGACACUUCCGUCGAUGUCUCCAAAACAUCAGAAUCUUCAAACAAUGAUCAUCAAAUGGACGUAGACGAUGAUAAAAUCGAACGAAAUUCAGCUUCGAAACGGUCUUUAGAAGAAGAUGACGAUUCUCCGGUAAAGAAAAUCAAAACUGAAGAUGAAAACACCAAAGAACCUAUCGUUGAAGCUGUGCUCAAUUUAUACAGCAGUAAAGAUAGCAACGUUGAUUUGCAAAUGGCCUACGUGAGCGGAUCGAAAGAAGCGCUUCACCAAUUAAUGACGUAUUUGAAAAAUAAUCUGGUGUAAAGUCAGCAAGAUUUAUUAAGUAUCUCGAAUUUUUCGCAACAUUUUAUCUAAUCGAGGAUCGACGUUGAUGUUUUUUAAUCUCUUGUCGAGUAAACUGAAAUCAACCAGUUCUACCUCGUGACACGGAUCUUCUUCUGUGGAUAAGUAUUUUUGAGCGAAAUUGACAGCUGCAAAAAGAAGAGCAUUUGAUUAUAUGAAUUGGAAUGAAAUCGGUGAUAAUUCUGUGAGAUUCGAUGUACCUAAAAGUCUCUCACACAUUGCACAUAUUCCACACCACGUUCGGAAAUCAACGUGUGAUUUUUCUUUUAAAUCGAUCAAUUCGGAUACUUCUUGUUGUUCAAUUUGGGUAAAACUUCGACCCAUUACUUGUUCCAAAGCUGUGAUGAUUUUCUAGAAAAUAUUGUUAAAUGUGACUCGCGUUGUAGUACCUAUAUUAUGUAUUACCGUAUGUACGAUCAGAAUUCUUACCGAACUUGGUAGUAACCUUGUUUCAUUUAGUUCUGGAUCUAUGUGUAUUUUGAAUACUUCGUUGUAAAUGAGAUGACUUUUGUUCGUUAUGUAAACAUGUAACUUUAAAUAAUCUAAAGAUGUCAGUUCUGAAAUGACUCGUUAUUAUUAGUUUUGACCUUUGAUCAAACGUUGGAACGUUAGAAUUGUUAAAUUAUCAACCUGAUAAGCUACUUUUACUCAUUGGAAGCUCAAAUCUGGCACUACGUCGAGUGAAAGUACGUGGUAAAGUGAAUAAUGAUUCGGUAUUCGUGAUCAACGAAUUCAAACGUAGCUCUCGCCGGAGUGAUUUGAUUUCAUCGGUAACUGCCGAAGAUCUACGGUUAGUGAUUGAUUUCGCGUACACUUCUUCGUAAACCAUUCGUUUCUGGAGAAGUCGUCGAGUUUGUUUAUUUAUUCGGUUAAAAUUUAAUCGAGUUGCUCCUUUACCUGAGGGUCAGAUUCAUUAUCUACAGUUUCCAAGUCUAAUUCUCUCUGUAAAAGUUUCAGUAAUUCUGGAUCAAUGAUGUAAUGAUCUUGUAUUGCAUUUUCUUUACUGUCGUCUUCUUUCGAUGGAGUGAUUUCAUCGUUCUCUUGAUUUUCCAAUUGCAUUGAAUCGUCGUAACUUGAUACCUAGUGGCAAUAAAUUGUGAUUGAAAAAAAUACAGAUUAUGUAACACGA